Messenger RNA from Notolabrus celidotus (New Zealand spotty), 2519 nucleotides. RefSeq names its product growth arrest-specific 2b (gene gas2b). The record is from RefSeq and is a predicted model, not a curated record. The coding region runs from base 760 to 2163 and encodes 467 amino acids. Gene Ontology annotation, cellular component: actin filament. Gene Ontology annotation, biological process: actin crosslink formation. The transcript has 11 exons. NCBI's taxonomy places the organism in Eukaryota, Metazoa, Chordata, Actinopteri, Labriformes, Labridae. Gene Ontology annotation, molecular function: cytoskeletal adaptor activity; actin filament binding; microtubule binding.
ACCCAGGGGACCAAUUUGAGUGGUACACAGCACAUGGUGCCCUGUGCUGAAUUAUCGACUUCCCCCACCCCCACCUUCACCUCCACCACCUCCACCACCACCACCACCACCAGCAGCAGCAGCAGCAGCAGAGGCACUAUUGCACAGGGAUAAAAGGAUGCGGAUUAGGGUUCAGUUGUCUUGGCAACCCAAGAUGCCAUCUGUCAUGUGAGCGCUGAUCCUCAUCAUGUAGCCCAGACAUUGUUUUAAUUCAAUCAUUUUCUCACUUCCAGGCACGCCUCCUGUUAAAUACACAGCCUGUGUCAGCAGAAAUCUAACAAGGGGGAUGAAAUGAUCAGUAAUGUGCGCUCACAUGUGGAGAAGCUGAGGGCGAUGAACAUCUGGCUGGAGUGAUGUGAGAGCUGAAUGUGAGAGAAAAACAAACACGACGAGGGAAAAGUGGAAAAAGAAGAGACUUUGUAAAGGAGAGGAGCAUCCAUACGAGCUGCACUGACAUAAAGGAAUUUUUUUUUAACAAUAGCAACAACAAAAAAAAGCCAGCCAUCAUCAUAUCCAUGCACCAAUGAAUCCUCCAACAUGUCCAAGGUGUCUGACCUUCCCUGGCCUCUGUUGCAAGAAAACUGAAGCACAGUUAGUCUCCACUGUUUGGAGCUGUAAGCGACGGACCUUUCCAUCCUGUGAUGAUAUGAAGUUUAUUUAGUCUGGAGGCAGCUGAAGAAAGGUCCUGGGGGUUCGUCAGAGACCAGUCCAAACUGAAACAUGGAAAGUGAAGUGGUAGACAUGAACAACAGCAUCGACGGUCCUCUGAGUCCGAGGAUCCUGACCGGGCUGGGGAUGGCUUGUCUUCUCAGUGACAAGUACAGACACUCUGGGCCCGGCUUAACCAGUCCUCAGGAGUACACCCAGUGGCUGCCAUACCGCCAUGACGCCAGCCUGCUUCCAAUGAAAGAAGACUUGGCUUUCUGGCUCAACAAACUCCUUGGUGAGGACCUCACAGCCGACAGUCUGAUGGAGAGGUUGGAUAACGGCGUCCUCCUCUGUCGGCUGGCACAGCUGCUGCAGGAAACUAUGAUCCACACCAACAAUAGCAAGCCCUUCAUGAGGAGAGUGAUCCACUGGCGUGCCGAUGCAACCUCAGGCUCCUUUUUCGCCCGUGACAACACCGCCAACUUCCUCUACUGGUGCAGAAAGAUCGGCGUUGAUGAGGCUUAUCUUUUUGAGUCGGAGGAUUUAGUUCUCCACAAGCAGCCUCGGGAGGUGUGCCUGUGUCUGAUGGAGCUGGGCCGGAUUGCAGCCAGAUAUGGAAUCGAGCCACCAGGGCUGGUGAAGCUGGAAAGAGAGAUAGAAAGAGAGGAGGCAGGCCGCUUCUCUCCAUCGUCCCCUCUGCCCUUCUCCUUUUUCCCACCUGCAUCCUUUUAUUCACCAUCACAGUCAUCACUUCCCAAAGCCCCCUCUCCUCCUCCUCCUCCCCCUUCCCCUCCUCCCCCUGCAUCCGUCGCUCCCGCUCCAACCCGUGUGCCUGAACCCCUCGCUGUCUCUGUUGCCUCUGAUCUUCCAUCAACUACAACAAACCCAGCUCCUCCGUGUUUACCCCCUCCUCUAUCCUCUAACCCCUGCAUGACCACAGCCUCAACACAAACACCUUUGUUCUCUUCAUCCUGCACCAGCAACACAUCUGUUGCAACUUCACCAUCAGCACCCUCAGCAGACCAAAUCCUAAACCAUCACACUCCAACAAUAACGCCACCCAUUGCUUCACUUCCUGCAGCCAGAACUCCUCGCUCCACCAGCAAAUCCAUGAGCCGGAGGAGCGCGGGCGCCCCCGACAUUUUAGAUGAUAUUGUGAGAAACAUUAUCGAGAACCCUCCCUGCAGCUGUCCCACCAGGUUCCCUGUCCAAAAGCAACCUAAAGGAUGCUACCGUGUCGGGGAAAAAGUUCUGUACAUACGAAUGCUGAAUGAGCGUCAUGUGAUGGUGCGUAUAGGCGGAGGCUGGGAGACCUUCAUCAGUUACCUGCAGAAACACGACCCCUGCAGAGGAGGAGGAGCGGCAGGGGGCAGAUCCGAGGUCAGGGUCUGCAGGGACAAAGUGAAGUCGCCCACUUUGAGCAUGUCACCUGACAGCUACAUGGUGGUGGGCGCACAUUACCGCAGCAAGAAGUGAAGUCGACAAAGUGCUUGUUUUAGCUUCCUGCGAGGGAACGUUUUACGUUCCAGACUACACUAUGUGAGGGGAAUGAUUUCAUGUGCAGGUCUUCAACUCCUGUUUAAAAGGAAAUCAAAGUUUUUACACAACACCUGAUCACUAUCUGCAUGAAACCUACUCAAAAAAGGAUCAUCAGGACUGUAAAUAGUUGACAUAAAGUCAAUAGAGGAUAAAUAGGCCAUACAUUUUCAUUUUUUAUAAUCUAAUUACAAAGGAUUUACCUCCUACAUUAAACAGACCUGACAUCUUUGGCUUGCAGAUGAAUUUUGAAUACACAAACUACCAGUCAAAAGUUUGGAGACACCUUCUCAUUC